Stereum hirsutum FP-91666 SS1 is the source of this 945-nucleotide messenger RNA. Its product is annotated as short chain dehydrogenase family protein. Lineage: Eukaryota; Fungi; Basidiomycota; Agaricomycetes; Russulales; Stereaceae. The record is from RefSeq and is a predicted model, not a curated record. The transcript has 3 exons. Bases 1 to 945 code for a protein of 314 amino acids.
AUGAACCCCUCCUCCCAACCUGUCGCACUUGUAAUCGGUGCUUCCCGCGGCAUUGGUCGCCAGGUCGCGGUCGACCUUGCAAAAGCAGGUUAUGCCACAGCGGUAGCUGCCAAAUCAACUUCCGAUGCGUAUAAAACCGACCCAUUCCCUCCUGGGCCUAAUUCUUCCAGCAGCACAAUCAAUACUGUGGAGAGAGAGAUAAAGGAGUCGGGCGGUGAGGCGUUUGCUGUCACCGUGAACACGAGAGAUCCUGAGAGCGUGAGGCGCGGUGUGGACGCUGUUGUGGCGAAAUAUGGUCGCCUCGACGUCAUCGUCUACAACAGUGGCGCAAUCUGGUGGGCCUCCGUCGAGAACUCACCUUUCAAACGCUUUCAGCUCAUGCAGCAAGUCAACAUCGAAGGUCUCUAUGCCACCGUUCAGGCAUCCCUCCCCCAUUUCAAAGCUCAAAACUGGACCGGUCGCAUCAUAGUCGUCUCUCCGCCCAUAUAUAGCCGCUUCUUCCGUGGCAAGACCGCGUAUGCCGUGGGAAAGAUUGGAAUGAGCGUGCUAGUGAAGGGCUUGGCGAUGGAUUGGGAGCGAGAGGAAAAGAGAAACAUGGCUAUCUGUGCGAUUUGGCCUGCGGCGGCGAUUGAGAGUGCGGCAACUGUAAGGGAGACUGAGUCGAAUACUCAGAUGGCAGAGAAUCUGCGGAAACCGACCAUCUAUAGCGAUGCCAUCCUCGCGAUGCUACGCGCCCCCACAUCCAUCGUCAAUGGCCAAUUAUUUCUCGACGAAGACUUCCUGCGCGAGCACUGCGGAGUUACAGACUUCACCAAGUACUCUCUUAUUCCUGGGUCGACACCCAGACGCAUCAUGCCUGCUAAGCUGCCAGACCUGAGGGUCGCGGAGCAGGAUGACGAAGGCGAUCGUAUGGACAGCGCGAAGCUUAGGGCUUCGAAAUUGUAG